CAAUGACGGAUCAGACAGCCUAGACCUUCAAGACUACCGGUACCUAAUCAAUCACAACUCAUAAUUGAGACAUCGAUUUUCUGCACAAUAUUCAUUGCCAAACACAAAUUUGAAAAACUUCAACAUAACCUCAUCAUUCCAUCAAGAUGAAUAGAUUGUUCGGCGCAAAGUCCUCAACCCCCAAACCAACCCUCAGUUCUGCCAUUUCAAAUGUCGACGAACGCAUCUCCUCCCUCGACGUCAAACUCGCCUCCAUAAACGCCGAACUCACCUCCUACCAAACCAAGCUCUCCAAGAUGCGCGAUGGCCCCGGCAAAACCGCCAUCAAACAAAAAGCCCUCAAAGUUCUACAACGCCGCAAAAUGUACGAAGGGCAGCGCGAUCAAUUGCAGCAACAAUCCUACAACAUGGAAAGCGCAGCCAUGAUGCAAGAUAAUCUGCAAAACGUCAUGACGACUGUGUCGACACUCAAGUCGACGAAUGCGGCGCUGAAAAAACAAUAUGGCAAGAUUGAUCUCGAUAAGAUUGAGAGGAUGCAGGAUGAGAUGGCCGAUUUGAUGGAGGUGGGGAAUGAGAUUCAGGAGAGUAUUAGUAGGAGUUAUGAUUUGCCUGAAGAGGUGGAUGAGGCGGAGCUGGAUGCGGAGUUGGAGGCGCUCGGGGAGGAGGCGGAGUUAGAGGGGUUGGGAGGCAUGGCGGAGGGGACACCGAGUUUUAUGGUGGAUGAGGUGCCGAGUUUUAUUGAUGAGCCGCCACAAAAGGUUGGGGAGGUUAAGGAAGCUGCUACUUGAGGGUUGGUGAAUAUCUGAUUUGAGGAAGGGAAGAGGGACACAUGAAUAUUAUUUGAAGGUUGCGGAGUGAGAAGUAGAGCGAAGGUUGCUUUCGCAGUUUCGGUAUACCAUGAUCAUAUUGUGGUGAUUGUAGCGAGAGUUUUUCGUUUCAUCGGCAUUGGACUUCUCCAUGUUUAUUCUAGCGGCGUUAAGAAGGCAGGUUUGAGGAGUAAACGAUGGAUUCUUGCGCUGGUACGGGGGGUAUUAU
Messenger RNA from Botrytis porri, 1035 nucleotides. RefSeq lists its product as uncharacterized. Gene Ontology annotation, cellular component: multivesicular body. Gene Ontology annotation, biological process: vesicle budding from membrane; late endosome to vacuole transport via multivesicular body sorting pathway. The record is from RefSeq and is a predicted model, not a curated record. Lineage: Eukaryota; Fungi; Ascomycota; Leotiomycetes; Helotiales; Sclerotiniaceae. The transcript is spliced from 2 exons. The coding region runs from base 147 to 788 and encodes 213 amino acids.